AUGGCCGGGCCGGGGCUGGCCGAGCUGGCGCUGCUGCUCGCGGUGCUGCUGCCGCCGCCGGGGCUGCCGCUGCAGCCGGAGAAGGCUGCCCCGUCCCGCUGCCGCCCGGACCAGUUCCAGUGCGCGCCCGGCCAGCUCUGCUUCCCCCGGGACUGGAUCUGCGACGGCCACCCCGACUGCCCGGACGAGGAGGACGAGCAGGACUGCGGGACCGCGACCCCGGCGGAGCCGAGUCCCGGCGGCCCCGCGGGGACCCUGCCCUGGAGCUCGGCGGGGCCGCCCGCCGGCAGCACAGAGGCCUCAGCUACUCCCGAGCCUGGGGUCUCUGUGCCAUCGAGGAGUCAAGGUUACAUGUGGAUCUUGAUUGCUGCAGGGCUCCUGAGCAUCCUGGUAGCUGUGGGUUCUGUUGCUGUGUGGGGCCUGUUCAAAGCAAAAAGCCGAUCUAACACCGUCAGUCUCGAAAAAGCAUCCAGGGAACAGCUUAUGCCUGACAAGAGCCAGACAGGCUCCUUUCCCUGAAGGGGAUCUUUACACCAAGGUGACGAGGUGGGACUAGCCUGGUCUCUCAUGCUCGCCACACAGCCUGACUGAAUUGGAUAUCAGCUCUCAAACCUGGGUUGUUACACUGAAUACCAAGAGAAUGCUCCCCCUGGAAAUAGGUCUUAGACUGUGGGACUACUAUGGCUCUGGAAAUAGUACAGGACCUUCCCUGGCACUGUGAAAUCAGCCCUCACAAAGAUGGUAGGAAUGUCUUAAUUGUUCCGAGCUCCAGUUGUUAAUGCUGAUUCCCACCAGUGUGGCCUUAGACCCAAAAAUGUUUUUCUCUGUGAAA
Molecule: messenger RNA, 832 nt
Organism: Empidonax traillii (willow flycatcher)
Lineage: Eukaryota; Metazoa; Chordata; Aves; Passeriformes; Tyrannidae
Gene: CD320
Product: CD320 molecule
Exons: 5
Coding region: 1-519 (172 amino acids)
Molecular function (GO): protein binding
Source: RefSeq, a predicted model, not a curated record